Messenger RNA from Staurois parvus, 274 nucleotides. Lineage: Eukaryota; Metazoa; Chordata; Amphibia; Anura; Ranidae. The record is from the annotation of a GenBank genome assembly.
CUGUCAUGUGCUCAGCUGUGUCCUAUCACAGCUGAUUGCCAGGGCACUGAUGAUCAGUGUAGCCCCAUCAGUUCCACCUGUCAGUGCCCAUCAAUGCCACAUACCAGUGCCCAUCAGUGCACAUCAAUGUCAUGUAUCUGUGCCUACCAGUGCAUAUCAAUGCCACAUAUCAGAGCUGCCUUUCAGUGCCACCAAUCAGUGCCAACUAUCAGUACCAGUCAGUGCCACCUAUCAGUGCCAGUCAGUGCCACCUAACAGUUCUAACCAGUCCUGC